Molecule: messenger RNA, 1376 nt
Organism: Aspergillus novofumigatus IBT 16806
Lineage: Eukaryota; Fungi; Ascomycota; Eurotiomycetes; Eurotiales; Aspergillaceae
Product: DUF3431 domain-containing protein
Exons: 3
Coding region: 21-1025 (334 amino acids)
Source: RefSeq, a predicted model, not a curated record
CCUGGCUCUGCGGCAGCGUGAUGACGCGUCAAGCCUUGAAAUCCAAUGUUCUCUGCGCGGCGCUUCUAUUCCUCAUCGCUGUCUUUGCGUCGAGCCUUCGCCUUAGCUUGAUACAGGGCCCUCUGCUGGCGGACGGGGAUUCGAAGGGUGCUCCGGCGCGAGCUGAGGAUGUUCGCAAUGCAGAUAAGAUCCAACCGACCAAAUCUGUCGCACCGGCUAGACGACCGGCUAUCAAUGAUCUUGUGCCUGCGCAGAAGCCGCCCUCGGCGCAGUGGACGAUUGACGAGGAGUUUCACCGGGACGGAGUGAUUGUUAUGGGAAGAUUGGAAAGCGAAGACGUGAGCUGGGUUAUGAAGGAGCUGCCCGACUGGCAACAUGCGAUCUACACCCUGGAUGAUCCAGACGCGCCGCUCCGAGUGAAGAAGAAUAAAGGCCGAGAGGCCAACGUGUAUCUGCAGUACAUCGUCGACCACUACCACACACUCCCCGCAACCAUCAUCUUCCUCCACAGCCACCGCGCCGGUAUCAAGGGCUGGCACACCGAGUUCUACGACCACAGCAACGUGCGGACGGUUCGCAUGCUGAAUGUCGAUUUUGUCCAGCGCAACGGCUACGUCAAUUUGCGCUGCGCGUGGUCCCCCGGCUGUCCGGACGAAGUGCAGCCGUUUCGCGAGCCCCGAGACGAAGGCCGCCAUGCGGAGCAUGCAUUUCCAGACGCUUGGCAUUACUUCUUCAACGGGACGAAAGUCCCCGAGAUUGUUGGGGUUGCUUGUUGCGCUCAGUUUGCGGUGUCGAGGAAGCAGAUCCUCGAGCGUCCCCUGAGUGAUUAUCUUCGGUAUCAUCAGUGGCUCAUGGAAACACCGUGGGAUGAUGAUACUAGCGGGCGAGUUAUGGAGUACAUGUGGCAUAUCAUAUUCGGCAAGGAGCCUGUAUAUUGCCCUGUUAUGGAGCAGUGUUAUAGUGAUGUAUAUGGAACAUCUGACUCAAACGAAGAUAGAUGGGACUCUGUCUUUGAAAUAGGCUGAUUCAAUCCAAUAUACGCGUCCCAGAUAUUGCAUAUGAUGACACCCUCUGGUAUGCAAGGCGAUGUGCACGAUUUGAUGGAGUAUGAAUGCUUCCUCACUAAUGAAAACUCGCAAAUACCCUGAUGAAAUCCCGGUGUUAUGGACCCUCCAGCAUCAGAACCAGUCGUACUAGAAGACCAUAGGACUUGGCUUCCGUAGCUAAAUUCUCGCUACUGGAAACCAGUAUCAACAACUAGUAGGAAAUGAAAGCCUGCGUUGAUGUCGUGUCGCAAGUCGCCAAUCAAAGCAAGAAACUUGAAAACAUAAAAGCAAUCUACGUUCUUAAUAUCCCAAGUGCCGUAUUAGAUAAUC